This is a messenger RNA of Balaenoptera acutorostrata (minke whale), 5387 nucleotides long. Its product is annotated as KIAA0586 ortholog. Gene Ontology annotation, cellular component: centriole; ciliary basal body. The transcript is spliced from 30 exons. Bases 598 to 5196 code for a protein of 1532 amino acids. The record is from RefSeq and is a predicted model, not a curated record. Gene Ontology annotation, biological process: smoothened signaling pathway. NCBI's taxonomy places the organism in Eukaryota, Metazoa, Chordata, Mammalia, Artiodactyla, Balaenopteridae.
CCCGCGGGCAACUGAAGCUGUUGUCAGGUUAGACCUGUGACUCCUCUGCUGCCGAGGGUUCGGAAGACGCAGAGGGGUGAACUUAGGUGUCUGAUGGUUGCUUCUGGAGGGGUGUGUAAGACUCUGGCUGAAGAAAGCUAUUAAGCUUCUUAUGUGGGUGAUUUUGAAAAAAAUAGCAUUUCGGUUUUACCUGCUUGACUCCCUCUUCUCAAAUUUUAACUCCGCCUCCACAUCUGGUUGGUUUUGCACUGCCAUCUCUCCGGUUGGGGAGUGCUCUGUGUUAUUGUUAUUAUUGCUUAUGCGGCCAUUCUCUUGCCAUCCUCACUUUCAGAUUCAUUGGCAUGGUGCAUAAAAAGACUGAGUGGGAUUAAUGGGUAAAUAUGUUCUAGUCGUCUCUAAUCCUGGAUUAAAUACCAAAUUGAAAUUUCUGGCUUUGUGCAUAGUCUGUUGAGACGUUUUAUUUAAAAGUUGAUGACUGCAUGUUUCAAAAUCACUUGAAAUUCACGUUUUCUUUAUCAUACUCCCACUUUAUUUCUUCUCCCCUACCCCUGCCCCCUCGAAAUCCUAAAAGCGGUGAAAAUUUUGUUCUGAAGUUUUAUGGACCCAGAAGAAAAUUCUGUUCAUAAUUGUGGGACUAGUUUUGUUACCAGUGAUAUGAAAGGCUCUGAGUUUAACCCGGAAAAGAAAAAAAAGGUUAAAAUACCAGCGAGGAGACUUCGUGAGGUAGUUUCUCCAAAUCAGGGAGAUAAUUUGGCUUUGCUGAAAUAUGAGUUGUCCCGUGUUCCUCCAGCGUUGUCUGCAAAUAAACGUCUUCCUGUUAGAACUGGGAAGAGCUUGAAUGGAACGUUAUGUGGUUCAUCAGACUUAACUUCUGCCAGAAAUUAUCAGCAGCCUCCAUUAGAAAAUCCCACUGUGUCAGAAAGUGAUUUUUCUAAAGAUGUUGCAGGGCAAGUGUUGCCUUUGGAUAAAACAGAAGAGAACAACAGACAAAAAGCAAAUGACAUCUUUAUUUCUCAGUACACUAUGGGACAGAAAGAUGCUCUAAGAGCAGUUUUAAAACAAAAAGCUCAAAGCAUGCCUGUCUUUAAGGAGGUAAAGGUACAGCUUUUAGAAGAUGCCAGCGCAGAAAAGGACCCUAUUAUUCAGGAGAAUAGAACUUCACCCAGUGGAAUUGAUUCAGCUGCAACGGUGGCUGCAGCAACUGCUGCCGCCAUUGCAACAGCAGCUCCACUGAUAAAAGUGCAGAGUGAGUUGGAAGCAAAGGUCAGUACUGUUACAGAAUUACUCAAUAAGUUACAGGAGACUGAUAAACAGCUACAACGUGUUACAGAGCAGCAGACAACCAUUCAGAAUGAACAUGAGAAACUACACUGUCGUGAUCAUGGAAAGCAAAUGAAUGUGUUUAUGGAGCAGCGCAUUAGGCAUCUUGAAAAACUGCAGCAACAACAAAUAGAUAUUCAGACUCACUUCAUUAGUGCUGCACUCAAGACUAGUAGUUUUCAGCCUGCUACUGUGCCCCCUUCUAGAGCAGUGGAAAAGUAUUCUGUAAAACCAGACCAUUUGAAUUUUGGUAGCAGUAAUCUAUCUUCACAUAACACCUUUGCUUCCAAACAAGCACCUUCAAUAGAGGUUGAAGAUACCAAUUUUGAUAAACAGAAAUCUCCUUUGGAGACACCAGCACCUCGCAGAUUUGCUCCUGUACCUGUUUCAAAGGAUGAUAAAAUAUCAAAGAGGGAAAAUCCUACAGAUAAAAAAGAAAAUAUGGAGAUGUCACGUCAUACAGAAAAUGUAGGACUCUUGGAACAGAUUUUGAAUAACUAUGAUUCUUUGACAAGAAUAAGUGAAUCUUCAGACAAAAACUUACUAACUAGAUCAAAAAUAGGAUGGAAUCCUGAGAGGAGAAACAGCAUUGACCCUCUAUCCACUCAGAAAUUUCCUUCCUAUGAAGAACUAGGAACAGCUAAAGUGACUGUGCAGAAGUCUGAUGAUAUUCUUCAUGAUCUUGGCCAAAAGAGGAACGAAACAAAUGGCAUACUCCAGCCAAAAGAAUCUCAGAUUGUGUCAGGGGUUGCUGAUCUUCCACAGAAUUCCAUUAAGCUUCAAAUAACCAAUACGAGAUCCGUAUUGAAAGAUGCUGAGAAGAUUUUGAGAGGAGUACAAAACAAUAAAAAAGUACUUGAAGAAAACCUGGAAGCUAUUAUUCGUGCAAAGGAUGGAGCUGCCAUGUAUUCAUUUAUCAAUGCUCUAUCUACCAACAGAGAGAUUUCAGAGAAGAUUCGGAUCAGAAAGGCAGUAGAUAACUGGAUUAAAACUAUUUCUGCAGAAAUUCAAGAUGAACUGGCAAGAAAAGAUUAUGAACAAAAGAGAUUUGAUCAGAAGAACCAAAGGACCAAGAGAGUUCAGAACAUGAGUAAAGAUAUUAAAACCAACACACAAGACAAAACGGUAAACAGCUCUGUAAUUCCAAGAAAACAUUCUCAAAAACAAAAAGAGGAGCAAAUUAGAAAUCCACCUACAAGGAGCAUGCCUGCUUCAAGCUUACAGAAAGAGAGAAAAGAGGGGUUUUUGAAAGCAACCACAGUGGUACAAGACAAGGAUUAUAUGUUACAAAUCUAUGGAAAACCAGUUUAUCAGGGUCAUCGCAGCACUCUUAAAAAAGGACCAUAUCUCAGAUUUAAUUCUCCAUCUCCUAAGUCCAGACCACAGAGACCAAAAGUAAUAGAACGAGUUAAAGGCACUAAAGUAAAGUCAAUAAGAACACAAACUGACUUUUAUGCAACAAAACCUACAAAGACAGAUUCUAAACUGCAACAUACCAUAACUACACUGUCUCCUGGUGAUCAGCAGUAUUUGUUCAGCCCAAGCCGGGAAAUGCCUACUUUUUCAGGUACACUGGAAGGUCAUCUAAUUCCUAUGGCAGUUCUUUUAGGACAAACCCAAAGUAAUAGUGAUUCCAUGCCACCUGCUGGAGUAAUUGUAAACAAGCCACACCCUGUAACAGUGACUACUUCUAUUCCACCAUCAUCUCGAAAAACAGAAACUGGAGUAAAGAAACCUAACAUAGCAGUUGUAGAAAUGAAGUCGGAAAAAAAGGACCCUCCUCAGCUUACUGUGCAGGUAUUACCCAAUGUAGAUAUUGACAGCAUUUCAAAUGGUAGUGCUGAUGUUGGUCUAUCUCCAUCUAGUCCCAAAGAAGCAUCUCCUCCUCCUCCUCUGAAAACCUGGAUACAGACUCCAGAAUUUACGAAGGCAGAUGAAGAAGAGGUGAAGUUUCCAGGAACUAACUUCGAUGAAGUAAUCGAUAUCAUACAGGAAGAGGAAAAAUGUGAUGAAAUUCUGGAAUACUCUGAACCAAUUCUGGAGUUUAACAGAAGUGUUAAAGUUGUUUCUACAAAAUAUAAUGGCCCUCCGUUUCCUCCAGUUGCUUCUACUUCUCAGCCCACUACUGAUGUUCUGGAUAAAGUAAUUCAGAGAAAAGAAACAUUGGAAAAUAGCUUAAUUCAGUGGGUAGAACAAGAAAUAAUGUCAAGAAUGAUCUCUGGGCUUCUUCCAGUUCAACAGCAGGCCACAGCUGACAUCAGUGUCUCAGUCAGUGAGGCCAGUGAGCCCUUGACUUCCGACAUUGUGGAAGGAACAAGCAGUGGUGCCCUCCAGCUUUUUGUUGAUGCCGGGGUUCCUGUGAAUUCAGACAUUAUUAGGCAUUUUGUGAAUGAAGCUCUUGCUGAAACCAUUGCCAUCUUGCUGGGUGACAGAGAAGCAAAGAAGCCAGGUCCUGUUGUUACAAGUGUUUCUGGGGAUGUUUCAAUAAGCAAGACACACUUGCCGGCAAGAGUGUGUACCCCAGUGGCUACCCCACAGCCAACUCCUCCUCUCUCACCUUCAUCACCUCCUGAGGAGCGUGUGUGGGUAAAAACUCCGGAUUCUUCUCCCUAUGUUUCAGAUCAUGAUGUAGCUUUUCCCAUGAAAGAAAUAUUUGCUGAAGAAGGAAAUAAUAUGCCUCCCAUCACACUUGUUAAUACUCCAACCGUUACCCCUGCAACUACACCUCCUCCCGCAGCAGCUCUUACCCCAACUUUGUCAGAGACUUCUGUUGAUAAAUUGAAGAUGCCAAGCCCAGAGCUUCCCAAGCCAUGGAGUAAUGGAGACCUGCCACUGGAAGAAGAGAAUCCCAGCUCUCUUCAAGAAGAACUUCACCCGAGAGCUAUUGUAAUGUCUGUGGCCAAGGAUGAAGAACCUGAGAGCAUGGACUUCCCUGCUCAGCCUGCACCUCCAGAGCCAGUUCCCCUUAUGCCGCUUCCUGCUGGCCCCAAGGCCCCUUCCCCCAUACAGAUGCCAAGUUCAGAUUCAUCAACAGUGGAGAGUACCUUGAGCGUUACUGCCACUGAAACUGAAACCUUAGAUAGACCCAUCUCUGAAGGAGAGGUUUUAUUUAAUUGUGGUCAAAAAGUGGCUCCUAAGAUUUUAGGAGAUGAAGGACUGUAUCUGACAAACCUAAAUGAUAGCUUAUCCAGUACUCUGCAUGAUGCCCUUGAAAUGGACUUGGAAAACAGUGUAGGUGAACUUAGUGAAGGACAAAGGCCCAGGCUGACAGCAGCAGCAGAGAACAUCUUAAUGGGACGUUCCGCCUAUAUGCAGCAGCCUGUAACUAACGCAGAGUCUUCAGAUCAAAGAUGUGCUCCUAAGCCAUUAUCUCAGCAGUGUGACACAGUUACAGAUGAUAUUUAUGAAGAUUUAUGUGCUAGUCAUGGUCCAAUGAGUUUGGGAGAAUUGGAGUUGCGGCCAGAUCCUCACCUUGCCCUUCCCACAAAACUUCUGACAACACAAGAAGAUGAUGUUAAACUAUCAGUGGCAGCUGAAGAUUUUCCUCAGUACCAACAAAAACAAGACCAAGAUGUUAAGCAAGUUGAACACAAGCCAGUUCAAAGUCGUUUAAUACGUGUAAGAAAUAAAUGUGAUAUUUCACUUACACAGCAACAAGCUUCACCAGGUGAUAUGGAUCAGACACAAAUUGAGCCCAAUCUGUACCUCACAUCCGUAUUUACAGGUGGUGAAGCAGUUCCACUCUUCACUUCGCAGACAUCAUCUGCCAAGAUGUCCGUGACGCUACCCUCAGUGAACCUGGAGGACUGCUCUCAGUCUCUGAGCAUCAGCAGUGUCCAGGGGGACACAGAAUCCUCAGGAGCAGAUACCUUCUGAAUGUGAAGUGAGAGCCAGUACAGUAUGUGUGCUACUGGUUUUGAGGUCAUUUUUCUCUGGCAUAAAACUAUCUCUCAGACUAUUUUGGUCCUUCAACAUAUUCAGGAAAACAAUUUUUUUAUUUUUUAUUAAAAUGAAAAGUGUAAUUUGGGUAUUUAGGUAACAUUUUUAAAUAAAAUAACUUAAAUGGA